This is a messenger RNA of Antrostomus carolinensis (chuck-will's-widow), 1245 nucleotides long. Its product is annotated as antizyme inhibitor 2. Bases 1 to 1245 code for a protein of 414 amino acids. The record is from RefSeq and is a predicted model, not a curated record. The transcript has 8 exons. Gene Ontology annotation, cellular component: cytoplasm. NCBI's taxonomy places the organism in Eukaryota, Metazoa, Chordata, Aves, Caprimulgiformes, Caprimulgidae. Gene Ontology annotation, molecular function: catalytic activity.
AUGAAUGGGUACUUGAAUGAAUCCAACUUCAUGAUGGUGGAGGAGGGUUUCACCACCAGAGACCUCCUGGAGAACCUGCUGGUGGAGCUGUGCCCGGCGGUAAGGAGUGACCAACAAGCCUUCUUCGUGGCAGACCUUGGGGACAUUGUGAAGAAACACCUGCGUUUCCUGAAGGCCUUGCCCCGUGUCAAACCCUACUUCCCGGUUAAGUGCAACGGCAGUGAGGGGGUGAUGCGGCUGCUGGCUGAGCUGGGGACAGGCUUUGCCUGUACCACCAAGGCAGAGAUCUCCCGGGUUCAGAGCAUCGGUGUCCCAGCUGACAAGAUCUUCUACAGCAGCCCCUGCAAGCAGGUUGCCCACAUCAAAUACGCACCCAGCCACGGCGUGCGGCUGAUGACCUUCGACAAUGAGGUGGAGCUGAGCAAGGUGGCCAGGAGCCACCCUCAUGCCAGGAUGUUGUUGGGUAUUGCUGCUGACUCCAGCCCUUCUGCCCAUCUGAGCAUGACGUUUGGGACCACGCUCAAGUCCUGCCGGCGCCUACUAGAGACAGCGAAGGAGCAGGAUGUGGAGGUUGUUGGUGUCAGCUUUCACCUUGGGAGCCACGGCCCAGAGCCUCAGGCUUUCGCUCAGGCUGUGGCUGCAGCACAGCUGGCCUUUGAGAUGGGCACAGAGCUGGGCUACCAAAUGUACCUCCUGGACAUCGGAGGAGGAUUCCCCGGCACUGAGGACACCAGAGCCCGGUUUGAAGAGGUCGCUGCUGUGAUCAACUCUGCCUUGGACCUGUAUUUCCCAGACGGCUGCGGGGUGGAGAUCAUGGCGACACCAGGACGAUACUAUGUCACCUCUGCCUUCACCUUUGCUUCCAGCAUCACUGCCAGGGAAGAGCUUCCCUUGGAGCAGCCUGGCUCUGAGGAAGAAGAGUCUGAUGGCAAGAAGAGCCUCGUGUAUCACCUCAGCGAUGGCAUCUACAGCACCUUCAGCUGCCUCCUGUUUGACAGCCCCUGCCCCAAACCUCAACUGCACAAGAGACCCUGCCCGGAGCGCCCCUCGCACAGCAGCAGCCUCCGGGGCCCCCCAGAACACACCGAGGACCACAUUGCUGAGGGCCUGGAGCUGCCUGAGCUGCAGGUGGGGGACUGGCUGAUUUUUGAGGACAUGGGUGCCUACACCAUGGCCACCUCCUCCCUGCUCGGAGGGCGUCCUCGUCCACGGAUCACCUACGCCAUGUCCCGUCUGGCCUGGUAA